Molecule: messenger RNA, 1128 nt
Organism: Ceraceosorus bombacis
Lineage: Eukaryota; Fungi; Basidiomycota; Exobasidiomycetes; Ceraceosorales; Ceraceosoraceae
Source: the annotation of a GenBank genome assembly
AUGGCAUCUUACUUGGCUAGCAUUUACGGUACUGAGCAAGACAAAGUCAACUGCUCGUUCUACUACAAAGUGAGAUCUCCGCCUUGGCCGCCCGUCAUUUUCGGGAGGCUCAGCUAACCAUCCUGCCCCCUUUGUCCCUCGCCCUGCGCAGAUCGGUGCCUGCCGCCAUGGAGACAGAUGCUCAAGGAAGCACACACGGCCACCUUUCAGUCAGACCAUACUCAUCUCCAACGUGUAUCAAAAUCCUCGACAUGCAGACGCGAACUGCACCAUGAGCGACGAAGAGCUUCAACGCGACUUUGACGACUUUUUUGAAGACUUCUUUUGCGAAUUAGCUAGGUAUGGAACGCUCAUCGAGAUGCAUGUAUGCGAUAAUGUUGGGGAGCACUUGAUCGGGAACGUGUAUGCGCGAUACGAAUUUGAAGAAGAGGCUGGAAGAGCGGUGGAUGCUCUGAACGAGAGAUGGUACGCUGGUAAGUGUCGCCUCGAUGUGGGACAGGGUCGCUGGUAAAUCAUAGAAUCAUGGAAGCGGUCCAAGCUAGCGUGCCAUGGUGUCAUGAACGGGAUUACCAAUGCUGAUCUUUGCGCAAGGUUACGGACCUCUUGGCUGAUAUUACUUAUCCCCACUUUCAUCAGGACGACCGCUGUUUUCCGAACUCUCACCCGUGACAGACUUCAGGGAAGCGUGCUGUCGGCAAAAUGAGACAAACGAGUGCAACAGGGGCGGCUUUUGUGAGUGGCAUGCUUCUUGGUCAUUCCGCGCACAUAGUUCCGAGAAGCUGAUGCUUACAGAAAACUUCUCUCUUGGGCAUCUCAGGCAACUUCAUGCAUUUGAGGUACGCUUCGCCCGCUUUGGUGAGGGAGUUGCAUCACGAGCUAUCGGCAGAGCUCGCCUUUCGAAGAGCAAAAGAAGAGAGCACGGGCAAAAAGAUGGGCUGGAAAGAUGAGAUUGCGGCGAAUGAUGACACGGUACCGGACUGGAAAAAGGGAAAGAGCGGAGGGGAUUGGAGAAACGGGCCUAGAACUUUGCCGGUGGAAGGUGACGAUCAAAAUGUGGCUCAUGACGAUCCUGCGGAUCAAAAAGACAGGCGUCGCUCUGACAGGAGGAGCGCGAGUCCGUCGCGGUAA